AUGGGGGUCGUGGCUUCUGACCCAGAAAACGAGGAUCGCUUUGCCGAGGAGCGUGCCAAAGUGGGCGCUAGAACUGCAAGCGAACUAAUGCAGGUGGGUGUAGUCUUCUACCUGGACGACCUGACGGAUGUGUCGGAGGAGUCCGACGAUGCGGUGAAGUACGCGGGGGUCUGCAGCCACCGCGUCUUGGGCCGUAUUGCAGGGGCCAGGUGGCCAUACCCUCCUGAAGCAGACUUUGCUCGCGAGCUUUGGGACAGGGUAUCCGUGAACAAAGGUGGCUCUGCAGGUAAAACCAAGAAGAAGCGCAUUUGUCGUGGCCUUCAGUCCAUUAUAGACGGGGGCGUCCCACUGGAACAAGUUCUGCGCGCGGCAGAUCGCCUUGGGAAGGACAUCGAAAGCGCUAUCGGUAAUCCUGAUCUGCUGGAGCCAGGCACUCCAAUAGAAGAGGGAAUCAACGAGCCGGAGGACGAGGGGUCUAGCGAUCUAGAGAUCAGGGUUGUCGCAUCGUCUUCCUCAGCUGCUGGUGCACGGGAGCGAAGUCCCCGGAGGGGCAUAACACCGCCCCCAAAGGCAAGGCCAAAGCCGCGAACUGCGGACCUGAGGCCAGUCAACAUUUGGCUCCCCGACGGCGUGGAGAUUCUCAUUUGGGACAGCGGUCGUUGGCAAACGCAGGCAGUGUUGCGGAAGGACUCAUCUGUGGAUCGGUUUUUGUUCAUCGACAAUUAUCAGACAUUGUCGAGGGCACGCGAGGGCACAACUGAACACUUGGGGAGGAUUCCGUCCGCCAACAUUGCAUUGCUCCAGGACCUGAGGGCUAACAAGCCUAGAGGGCUUCAGUUGCAUCUGCUGAGUUUCUUGGUGAAGCCUGAAAGAAGGCAGGAGCUCUUGGAUACCUUGUACGCGACGCCAGAGCUCAGUGGCCUCCUGGAUUCGGUCAUCAUUACUCCGUCCAAACGCGGCUGGAACGGUAAAGCUGCAGUAUUGAAGGCGUUCGACGCCCCCAACCAAACACUCUUAGCUGACGACGAUCAGGGCAUCUGCGAGGAGGUUUGGGAGCAGUGGGCUGGAAUUCCUUUGCACAUCAAGUUGCGCAACAAGCCUGGGUGUUCUGAGGGCAUCGAAGAGGUGCAAUUUCUUGAGGACGCCAAAGGAUCACUGAUCAGGUUCUUGCGCGAAGAAAGGUCUAGACUUUGGCAGUGCUAA
Molecule: messenger RNA, 1203 nt
Organism: Symbiodinium natans
Lineage: Eukaryota; Dinophyceae; Suessiales; Symbiodiniaceae
Source: the annotation of a GenBank genome assembly